Patiria miniata (bat star) is the source of this 5926-nucleotide messenger RNA. Its product is annotated as catenin alpha-2-like. The record is from RefSeq and is a predicted model, not a curated record. Bases 176 to 2902 code for a protein of 908 amino acids. Lineage: Eukaryota; Metazoa; Echinodermata; Asteroidea; Valvatida; Asterinidae. Gene Ontology annotation, cellular component: catenin complex; adherens junction. Gene Ontology annotation, molecular function: cadherin binding; actin filament binding; beta-catenin binding. Gene Ontology annotation, biological process: cell migration; cell-cell adhesion. The transcript has 20 exons.
AGAUAAAUAUUGCUAGCGGAGUAGCUACAAACUGAGUAAGCUCAGUGACUGUAACAGCAAACCGGAAGUCGUUCUGUUUGAGAACGACAUCGACGUUCGUCUAGUUUCAGAUCCACGAAGUUUCGUCGAUGAAUUGAAAUUACUUGAAGAAAAGGAAUCGUAGUAAGCAGUCAAGAUGAGUAGCAGAGGUAGCCCCAUGGGCAACCUGGUCUUCAAAUGGGACCCCAAAAACCUGGAGAUCAGGACCUACUCAGUGGAGAAGACACUAGAACCACUGGUCAUGCAGGUCACAACUCUGGUCAAAACACAGCCGUCAAACCGGAAGAAAGGCCACUCAAAGAAAGCUCAUGUCUUGGUAGCAGCAGUCGCCAAGGCAACAGAGGCAUUCAUUAAAAAGGGAGAGGAGAUUGCCAACGAGAUAAAAGAGAUCCGAGAGCAGAUGCUGGAGACUGUGGAAGACGUCCGUGAGAAAGGUGAGAUCAUGCACAAGGCUUCAUCAGAGUUUGCCGAUGACCCUUGUUCGUCCAUGAAGCGAGGUGCGAUGACCCGCGCAGCUCGUAACCUCCUGUCUGCCGUGACAAGACUCCUCAUCAUGGCCGACAUGGUGGAUGUCCAUCUGCUGCUCAAAUCUCUGAAAGUUGUUGAAGGAGAUCUUGCCCAGAUCAUGAGGUCCAACAACCAGCAGGACCUUGCCUCCAGCUUCAAGACCUUCGGCAAGGACAUGAUGGAGUUCAACAAGCUCCUGGCCCGCCGACAGAACGACCUGAAAGACCCACGACAGAGAGAUGAGAUGGCGGCAGCUAGAGCUGACCUGAAGAAACACAGCACUAUGCUGCUCACGGCCUCCCAAGCAUACCUGCGUCAUCCUGAUGUCCCAGCUGCCCGCGAGAAUCGGGAUUUUGUCGUCAAGCAGCUAGAGGGCGCUAUGAACACCAUCUCCAGUGUGUCUCAGGCCCGUUCAGACCAGCCACCGCUUCACGCUGAUGUAGGAGGAACUGGGGAGCUGAUCGCUGCACUGGAUGAUCUUGACCGUAAGAUCAAGAUGAGUCCUUCCGAGUAUAAUGAGAUACGGACCCGCCCUUCCCUGGAGGAGCAACUUGAGAGCAUCAUCAGUGGUGCCGCACUGAUGGCAGAUUCCUCCUGCACCAGAGACAAUCGUAGGGAGAGGAUCGUGGCUGAGUGUAACGCAGUCAGGCAGGCUCUGCAGGACUUGCUGUCUGAAUACAUGGACUGUGCUGGCCGUAAAGAUCGUAGCGACCCCCUGGAUCAAGCCAUUGAUCACAUGUGCAGCAAGACAAAGGAUUUACGCAGACAGCUGCGUAAGGCAGUCGGUGACCACGUCUCAGAUACCUUCUUGGAGACCAACAUGCCCCUGCUGGUACUCAUCGAGUCGGCCAAGAGCGGCAACGAGAGAGAGACAGAACACUACGCUGGCGUCUUCAGAGAGCACGCUCAGAAACUGGUUGAGGUUGCUCAUCUGGCCUGCUCCAUGUCUAACAAUGAGGAAGGAGUCAAGAUGGUGCGCAUGGCAGUGGCACAGAUUGAGACCCUCUGCCCACAGGUGAUCAAUGCAGCUCGUACUCUAGCUGCCCGCCCACGGAGCCAGGUUGCCUUGGAGAACAUGGACGUCUUCAAGGUUCAAUGGGAGACCCAGGUCAAAGUAUUGACUGAGGCGGUGGAUGACAUCACAACUAUCGAUGACUUCCUGGCUGUCUCGGAGGGUCACAUUCUGGAGGAUGUCAACAAAGCUGUCAUGGCUUUACAGAUGGCUGACGUAGACAGUCUGGAUAGGACAGGUGGAGCCAUCAGGGGGCGGGCUGCUCGCAUCUGUGCCGUCGUGGAUGCUGAGAUGCAGAACUAUGAACCGGGCCUGUAUACUGAUAAGGUCAAGGAGGCUUUACUGGUGCUUCAAGAUCAAGUCAUGCCUCACUUCUCUGGAAAGAUGGAGGGCGCCGUUUCUGCGCUUAACUCCAACAAUCCCCAAGACGUGGAUGAGAAUGAAUUCAUUGACGCGUCCCGCAUGGUGUACGACGGAGUCAGAGAUGUGCGAAGGGCUGUGCUUAUGAAUAGGUCGCUUGAGGAAAUGGAGACUGAUACAGAAUAUGAUGAAGAAGAGUAUGAUGCCAAGAGCAAAUCGAGCUAUAAGACUGAGAUGACAGAGGAAGAUGUUGACGUAACUGAGGGAGUCACUUCAAGGGCCAUGAUGCGUGAUCUUCCAGAGGUUGAGAAACAGAAGAUCAUUGAGCAGGUGGAGCUGUUCCGCAUUGAGAAGGAGAAACUAGACCUAGAGAUGGCUAAAUGGGACGACACAGGCAAUGAUAUCAUCAUCCUAGCCAAACAGAUGUGCAUGAUCAUGAUGGAGAUGACUGACUUCACACGUGGUCGAGGGCCACUCAAGACCACCAUGCAUGUCAUCAAUGCAGCCAAGAAGAUUGCCGAGGCUGGCUCUAAGUUGGACAAGUUGGCCAGAACCAUUGCUGAUAUGUGCCCAGAUUCGUCCUCCAAGAACGACCUGAUUGCGUAUCUGCAGCGUAUCGCCCUCUAUUGUCAUCAAUUGAACAUCACUAGCAAGGUGAAGGCGGAGGUGCAGAACAUUAGCGGAGAACUGGUGCUAUCUGGGUUGGAUAGUGCCACAUCCCUGAUCCAAGCCGCUAAGAACCUGAUGGGUUCCGUGGUGCUGACUGUCAAAGCGUCCUACGUAGCAUCCACCAAAUACUCCAGACUCAUGAAGAACAUGGAUUCCGUCAAUUCUCCCGUGGUCUCCUGGAAGAUGAAACCCCCAGAGAAGAAGCCUCUGGUCCGUCGGGAGAUUCCCGAGGAGACCCAAGUCAAAGUUCGCAAGGGUCAGAAGAAGCAGCGCAUCAACCCUGUGCAGGAGCUUAGCAUCUUCAAAGAAAAAUAAAAGACUCCUUCUAAGAAAUUGGAGGAUGAUUUUAACAUGCCCCUUUCAGACUUGUGCUCCAGAGUCAGGCAAAACCAGUGUCAUAGUUGAGUCCAUCACAAGUCCACAAAGGUCAUCGAUUCCUAAAGUCAACUCACAAGCUGGUCAUUUGAACAGUGACAAAGACAUACCUUUGUCAUUGUUCAUCCCCUGUUACUUGUGACUGGACUUGUGAAAUGUCUUGGGAUUUACCUGUGACUUUAGUUACUCCUUACUUUUCCAAACCUUUAACCUUAUUUAAAUCUUUGGAAUAAUUGAGUUCUUUGCGAAUCUGGAGUGCCGGUGUGAACUGUGCUUAAAUGAGAAGUUCAGGACAUGGACACACAGAAGUGUGAAAUUAGUUAUUCUUACAUGUUUGAUAUCAUAAUAUCAAGCAAUACAAAUCUGAAAAAUGUGUUUUUAUGUAAAGUUUAAGCAUAAUGUUCUGUGCAGAGAAAGGAAAGUAGCUUAAUAUCAGAAGAAACGCAAAGAUUUUAGUACAAGUUGCUUCAAGAAAAGAAUACAAAAUUCCUAUAUUAUACUGGAAAAUGGAAUGUUCAGUACAGUGACAUACUGGUCGGCAAAAAUGAUUAUGAAAAAUGAAAGCCAGUUUGAAUGUUUAAUCUGACAUUUAAUAUUCAGUUUGUGUUUUUUUUUAAUAAUGUGUGCUGGACUUUGUUUAGGUGAAUAAAACUGAUAUGUUCCAAAGCUUACCUGCAUGAGAUUUAUGCCUACAAAACGUAUUAGAAAAAAGGUUGUAUCCUUGCAGUUUCCUGGCUUAAAGUUUGACUUCUGCAGUUAAUCAGAUUAAUAUUGAGAGUUUGGGAACGUCUUGCUUUUCUGAAAUUCUGGUAUGCCAACAUGAAUUAUUAGAAAUUUGAAAAAAAAGUAGCUUUUUCAGAAAGAUUCAUUUUUUCAGCAGAGUUUAAAUAUUAAUAAUGUUUGAAAAUACCUGUAAAUGUAGCAGACAAUUCCAUUUUCAUUAGAAUGAGUAACUGUUCGGUGUAUCACAAUGAAGGGCUGAAUAUGCUCUGUCUUUAAGGAAAACAAUUAAUUUAAUAAAUCUUAAGAUUCAUUUCGUUGUAUCCAGUCCAGUUACCCAAAAAGAUUUGAUUUAUAGAACUGUGACUUGGGAGUGUUUAUGCCUCAAUUUUAAUAGACAUAUUUUGGUUUUACAUUUUGCUUUUUUUUAUCUUGAUAGUCUAGGUAGUGACAAUGUGAAGAGAAAAUGGCGCGAAAGCCAGUGCUAGCUAAGUGAUUUGAGUAUUAAAAUGUAUCUCUGAAGCUCAUGGUAAAACUCACAGAGUUUAUUUAAUCAGAACUAAUGUUAAAUAGCUAGCAUAAAAUUACAUUUUAAUGUUUCGGCAAAAGCGAUACCGCUGUGAUAACUUUGAUGUGUUUGUAUAUAGAGAGAGAGAAACUUAGCAAUCUUUGCAGAGAUUGAAAAUUGCCUGGAAAAAUUCCUUUGGUGCUGUAGGUAUGAAGGUUCAUUUUAAUAAAGCAUACACUAAAAAGAAGGUUUUUUAAUGUACAUACAGAAUGCAUUUUUAAAAGUACUAUUAUAAAUGGAUAGGUCAAAGCUAAGUUAAGCAAAGCUAAAAGCUUGCAUUUUGCAUUGUAUUCUUUUAGUUACGUAUUCAUUUUGGUUUACACGCUCCGAUUUCUUUAUUCUAUAAAUUUACUUUUCAUCCAUUUUUCAAGCUUUGUGCAUUUUAGCAAGAUUGGUUUUCAAUUGCAGAAGAACUUCCAGAGAAAUCCAGAUUUGUAGAGUGUUAUUCAGUUUAUUGAGGAUUAUUCGAGAUUUGUGGAGGAUUAAUCAAGGUGUAUGGAACACUUCUCAUGAUUUGUGGACGAUUAAUGCAAAUUACUGAGGAUAAUGCAAGCUUAUCCUGCAUUAAUCCAUGUUUAUAAAGGUAUAAUCCAGAUUAGUGGAGCAUUUAAUCCUGACUAGUUACAGAGCAUUAAUCAAACGUUUUAGAACAUUAAUCCAGAUUAAAUAAUUAUUACCAGUCAAAAUUUCAAAAGAAGAAAUAAGAAUACCUGUGUAAAAUCCCCCCCCCCCAAAAAAAUCUCUCAGUAGUUUCCAUGCAAAAAAAUUCAUAAUAGUAUGGUAAGCGCAGCCAAAUCAUGAGUUUUUAAAUGCCAUUCCAAUUUUAACUUUUAUUUUGUACAUUAGUUCGUUUUAAAAGAAAAAUCUUCCGGAAUUCUAUUGUAAAGUGUAGUUUUGCUAUUUAGUAGUCAGCAGAUUUGUGUUCAAAAUCGCUCUCGUGAAGGAAUAUUUUGUUUUGCAUAAAAUAAGUACUAUCCUUGUAACUGAAGAAUAUGAAAUGCAUGUAUAAGCUGAAUCCAUAGCAUGUAAAAAAAACCCAAAUAUUGUACAAGUUAUUUUUUCUUCUUUGCUUUUUUUUACGAGUGCCUUUUGUGCCUUUGGUUUGUGCUUUGUAGGAUUAUUUGUUGAUUUAUUUGUGUUUACAUAUCAUUUCCAUAUUUCAUCAACAUUGAGGAGAUAGACUCGUCUGUGUCGAGUUUCAAAACAAGAAAAUGUAACACUCAUUGUCUCUUGUUAAUUUGUAGCGAUGGUUAGAGUUUGUAUAUGCAGUCUUACAUGUAUUACCGAGUUUUUUGCUAACUUGCCAGCGCACAGGAAAUUGAUUCGAUUAUAAUGUUAAUUUUCUUUUUUAAAUUUGAAAUGGAAAUGGGAAAAAUUAGAACAAAAAGGUUGGAGCAAAUAAGUCAAGCAUGACAGAGCCUCAAAAACCAAACUGGGGUCUUGUCCUGUUUUUUUUUUUUAAUGAAGCCCAGAGGAUUGAAAAACAUUGACAAGUUAAUUUAAUAAAGACACGUCUCUGCAUCAGUUAAACUGACUAGAAGGACAAUUUUGUUUGUAGUAGUUCUAAGCCCCAUUAGUACAGUACUCUUUUGAAUGCCAAAGAAAAUCAGUUUUGUUGUAAUACACGUAAAUUGUAAUGGGAAAUAAAUUCUGCUCAGCACCUCGCUUGUACAAAA